Messenger RNA from Musa acuminata subsp. malaccensis (wild Malaysian banana), 941 nucleotides. The record is from RefSeq and is a predicted model, not a curated record. Lineage: Eukaryota; Viridiplantae; Streptophyta; Magnoliopsida; Zingiberales; Musaceae.
AUUGGUUCACCGGAGGCAAACCAUUGGAGCAGCAGCGCCCACGGAAUCGGAUUCUGCUUUCUGGAGCUUCCACAAAAGCGUCGAACCGACCACGUUGCUACUCCGCGCACCACAUGAAACCCUUGGCUCCGACGUGCCCUCCUCUCCCCCACGCAUCCCCUCUCUCUCUUUGUUCGCCACCCCACCUUCUAAAACCUCUUCCACAUGAUCCUCCUCCUCACGAGCAGCAGUAGCACCAUUCGAUGGAAGAAGCGAGAGGGAAGGACAUGCCCCAGAGGAGCUGCGAUGCCGACGCGUGCUCCUCCUCCGAGCCCCGGACUCGACCGGCUCUUCAAGGCUUAAUGAUGGAUUCUCCGAUAGACCAGCCCGUCAAUCCCGCCUCGACAUCACCGGCGGACGACGGCAGCGGUGGCCCUCGACAGGCAGCCUCGAAGAAGGCGAGGAAGAGACUCGAGGACUGUGGACGGGAGAGGCUGAGGCGGCACAGGGUGGAGAUGGCGGGCCGUGUUUGCAUACCGGAGACGUGGGGGCAAGAGAGCUCGUUGAAGGAUUGGGCGGAUCGCUGCGCGUUCGAGAGAUUCAUGCCGGAGGCCUUGGCAUCCGCCCGCAAGGCGCUGGUCGACGACUGUCGUCGGCCGCCAAAUACGUGCCUGCAAGUUGGAAACUGAGACCGAUCGUCUCAUCCUUCUUCCACGGAUUUCCAUGGUCGGAUAUGCUUCCCGAAUCAUUCUUUCUUCUUGAUCGAGUGUUGGUCAUUGAAACCACACACUCGUUUCUCGUGCCAAAACCUCCGAGUUUAGAUCGUGCUUGAGCCACUGUUUUUCUUCUUUUUUUCCUUCGUCCGAAGAGCUCUCGGUCUGCAGAAGAAAAGCAUGCAUCCUCAUUACCAUUAUGCCAGCAACGAUUGAAGAUUGAUUAAGGUGAUUGUUUUGAUCUUGUAA